Molecule: messenger RNA, 2192 nt
Organism: Hemiscyllium ocellatum (epaulette shark)
Lineage: Eukaryota; Metazoa; Chordata; Chondrichthyes; Orectolobiformes; Hemiscylliidae
Gene: ism1
Product: isthmin 1
Exons: 6
Coding region: 233-1615 (460 amino acids)
Biological process (GO): negative regulation of angiogenesis
Source: RefSeq, a predicted model, not a curated record
UGUCUGCAGCCUCUCCCUGUCGCCUGGCCACAGGCUGCAGCUUUGCCCCCGGGUUGUUGCAGUUAUUAUUAUUAUUAUUAUUAUUAUUUUCCCUGUUGUUGUGGGUAAAGUUUGCGAAGUGGAGCCGGGAGUGGUUGCCGAGCCCCCGAGCCCGGCUCAGCCCGACAGCAGCUGCCCCGGGGCGGCGGACACUCGCGGCCGCUUCCCUGGCGCUGGGCGGCGGCUCCGCACCAUGGCUCGGCUCGCUGCAGAACUGCUGCUCCUGCUCGGGCUCCUCAUCCUCACCAUCCACAUCACCGUGAUCAGGAGCAUCCCCCUGGCUCAGGAGGCAGACAACAGCAGCACCCAGAAUAGUGUUAACGUGGGAAAGUCCUCAUCCACUAGUGCGGCUCGGACUGCUGAUACAGUGAGAGAUUACGAGGGGAAGGCCGAUGCUUCUCGUUAUCAGACAGAACAGAGAACGUUUCCAAAACCCCGGACUCAACAGGAGGAGGAACGUGCACCCUUCCAGAGAGACGGACCCAGGACAUUCCUCUUAGAUCUGGAGAACUUCCCUGAUCUAUCCAAAGUGGAUAUCAAUGGGCAGAACCCCAACAUACAGGUCACGAUUGAGGUGGUUGAUGGGACUGAAAUCGAGGCCGAGAGAGACCUCCGGCGGGUAACGAAGCCAAGCUGGCCUGUGCCGUCAUCCGACUGGAGGAACUGGUGGCAGAAAUCGUCGGCAAACACCGCUCGGAGCGACGGAGACCACCAGGAGAGUGGCCGGGCUGGUGAAAACAGCAAUUUCCUGAACCCAGCAGAGAGCUGGGAUAGCAGCACUGUGACUCAGCGCAGGUGGCACUCCCAAGGACCGACUGAGUAUGAUUACACAGACGGGGAGGGUGACUGGAGCCCAUGGUCACUCUGCAGCGUAACCUGCGGCGGUGGCAACCAGAAGCGUACCCGGUCCUGUGGUUACGCCUGCACCGCCACUGAAUCGAGGUCGUGCGACAUGCCAAACUGUCCCGGAAUUGAAGAUACUUUCAAGACUGCAGCCACAGAGAUGAGUCUAAUGGCUGGAGGUGAAGAUAUAAAUGCCACUGAGUUAUUUGGACUAGAUUCCGACAGCUGCGAGAGGUGGAUGAACUGCAAGAGCGAAUUCUUGAAGAAGUACAUGCACAAGGUUGUGAAUGACCUUCCGAGCUGCCCCUGCUCCUAUCCAACAGAGAUUGCCUACAGCACCACCGACAUCUUUGACCGCCCAAAACAGAAGGACUUUCGCUGGAAGGAUGCGAGCGGACCCAAGGAGCGCCUGGAGAUCUACAAACCGACAGCACGUUAUUGUAUCCGCUCCAUGCUGUCCUUGGAAAGCACAACACUGGCAGCUCAGCACUGCUGCUACGAUGAGAACAUGCAACUGAUCACCAGGGGUAAAGGUGGAGGCACUCCAAACCUCAUCAGCACUGAAUUCUCAGCAGACCUGCAUUAUAAGGUGGACAUUCUCCCGUGGAUCAUUUGCAAGGGGGAUUGGAGCCGGUACAAUGAGGUCAGACCCCCAAACAAUGGUCUGAAAUGUACAGAUAAUCCUUCUGAUGAUAUAUACGAGAGGCAGUUCCGAGAGGCCCGGGAGUAUUAAAAGCCUGGCUGGGAUUAAUAGACCGAAUGCUCAUUUUCUGGAGGAAGUGAGUUUAUUUCCGUGUGUAGUCAAACAUCCAGUUCUCUGGAUAUGUGCACCCAUGCAUUCAAAACGCCACAGAACAGAGUUCAGCCACUUGGCACCUUGUCAAUGCUUCCUUUUUGCCUGCUCCAAACGUUUCAGGACCAUUUUAUUUUUCCUUUUCCUUUCGGCAGCAGCAGGCUUGUAGUUCAAAGGGAACACUGUGCCCAUUUUGAACAGUUAAAGGGAAACAAAUUUGUUUAAUCUAAUUCCAUUGGAAGGAUUGGGGAGGGUGUGUGUGUGUGUGAUGAGUCAACCCACAGUAUUCAAAGCAUUCUGUGGAUUGGAGGCAUUUUCGACCAUAAGCAAAGGAGGUGGCACUUUUAAAGAGUUUUGUCCCUCUCCCCAUGUCUUUCAUAUGCUCUUGAGACUUCUUAAAAGCCAGUUUAUAAAGUAUUAAUUGUACUGAAUGCAAAAUGUUAUAGAGAAUCUUACUUUGUAAAGUUGUGACAUAGAUCAUUUUCUCAUUGAAACCUCUUUUAAAAAAUGUUCCUAA